AAACCCUACUGCAAAAUGCUUCCCUUUCAACAAAGUUAUGACUUGGGUUUUGGAACCCCUCAAGGAUUCCAAAUCCCAGAUGAUUUGGGUUUUGAAACCCCUUGCGGAUUCCCAAUCCAGGAUGAUCCAGGUUUUGGAACCCCGUGUGGAUUCCAAAUCCAGAAUGAUCUGAUUGGGGAUUAUGAUUUCUUGGAAAAUAAUAUGAUCGAUUUCUCAGUGGAAAAUAAUAGUAUGGUCGAUUUCUCAGCCGGCAAGAACGUCAAAGAAGUAAGCAAAACAACAGAUUUAACAAGCAAGAAGGAUGUGCAUCGCGAGGUCGAGAGGAAGAGGAGGAAAGAACUCUCAGAUCUUUAUGCUUCUCUCCGCUCUCAUCUUCCCCAUCAUAAGAUCAAGGGAAAGCAAAGUGUAUGUGAUCAUGUACAAGCUGCUACGAGCCACAUAAUUCGGAUGGAGAAGAAGAUCCAAGAGCUCGAAAUUCGCAGAAACAAGCUGAAGAGUUGGUUCAAUAAAAGUUCAGUUGAGGUGGAUGUAAAAAUAGUCUCGAAAGGAAUCAUGGAGAUUCUCGUAUCCAAUAGCAUCGAUGAUAAUUUAGGGUUGUCGCGAGUUCUUGCUGAAUUACGGAGAAAUGAGCUUGAUGUGGUUAGCAGUGUUUCGACAAGAACGAAGGACAGGUUUGUCCACAAAAUACAGGCUGAGGCUGUAGGUAUAGCAAAUCUUGGUGCUUCGGAGCUGCAAAAUAGAUUGAGCAAGGCCAUCAAGUGAUUCUCAUUUAUUUAAUAUAUAUCAAUAUUCUUUCAUUUGAGGUAGAGUAGCACAUAUGGUUUGAAGUGUUUUGGUUGAACUUUUACCUAUCAAUAUUCUGUGUGAGCAACAUUAUUACUUAUUAAUUGAUGGAAAAACUUUGGUUUCUGAUGA
Molecule: messenger RNA, 915 nt
Organism: Salvia hispanica
Lineage: Eukaryota; Viridiplantae; Streptophyta; Magnoliopsida; Lamiales; Lamiaceae
Product: transcription factor bHLH36-like
Biological process (GO): regulation of transcription by RNA polymerase II
Cellular component (GO): RNA polymerase II transcription regulator complex
Molecular function (GO): RNA polymerase II transcription regulatory region sequence-specific DNA binding; DNA-binding transcription factor activity, RNA polymerase II-specific; protein dimerization activity
Source: RefSeq, a predicted model, not a curated record